AUGUCUUCCAUGUCAAAGAUUCUGCCCAGUACCGCAUUCGGUGGAUUAGUCCGCUGGAUAUCCAAAGGUCGAGUGUGUCGUUUUUCAGAAGAGAAACCUGGUUUUCAACUUCCUCCAAAUCUGGUCAUGGUCGUUAGCUCCGACACACCAACCUCAGCCCACUGUAAUAACCAAGAAAGAUUGAGCAACGCAGAACAUUCACAUUUUAAGAGCACAUUCCAGAGUGGAAGUACCAUCUUGGCCUCCUGGUAUGACGCCCGAGACGAGGACAACCCACAUUUUUGGCCAUUAUGGAUCAAGAUCAUGGUUUACAUUCAGAUUAAUUUCUAUACUUUCAUUGUUUACAUGGCUUCUUCAAUCUUCUCGGUCGCCGAGCCAGAUUUUAUAGAUAUCUACGGGGUAUCUACCACAGUAGCCUCACUUGGUCUGGCGCUUGUUCUUCUUGGGUAUGGAAUUGGUGCCUUGCUGUUCAGUCCAUUAUCAGAGAUCCCAGCUGUUGGUCGCAAUCUACCAUAUGUGAUAUCCCUGGCAUUUUUCCUUCUCGUUAGCGGAAUUGCUGUUGCUGUCAAUAAUGUUCCUGGGUUUCUUGCUCUGCGUUUUCUUCAGGGAUUCUUCGGUUCGCCAUGUCUAGCAACAGGGGCUGCUUCUUUGGCGGAUAUCACGGAUCUGGUCAACCUUCCUUUUUGCCUGUGGAUCUGGGGUAUCUGUGCAGUGGCGGCACCUGCCGUGGCACCAUGUAUAGCCGGAUUCAGCAUUAUGGCAAAUGGAUGGAAAUGGUCAAUGUGGGAGAUUCUCUGGGGUGCAGCUCCAUGUCUGGUCAUUAUGCUUUUUCUUCCCGAAACGUCUGCCGCUACUAUUUUGCACAAACGGGCGACACGUCUACGAGCCUUGACCGGAAAUCCAACUUUCAAAUCACCAUCAGAGGUUGACGGCAGAAGAUAUUCAACCAAGUCCAUCAUCCAUGGUGCACUAAUUAUGCCUUGGAAGAUCAAUGCUCUGGAUCCCGCAAUUCUAUUUACAACCUUAUACACAGCCUUGGUAUACGCUAUCUUCUACUCAUUCUUUGAAGUAUUCCCACUCGUUUACCAAGGCAUAUACCAAAUGGACUCUGCGCACAUGGGCCAAGUAUUUCUAGCAGCAAUAAUCGCCGUCCUUCUCGUGAUGCCAUUAUACUGCUUCUUUAUUCACCAUUACAUUGCCAAUCCCAUUCGCAAUGGCAACAUCCCCCCUCCAGAACGAAGAUUAAUCCCUGCGUUAUUCAUCUCUAUAUUUGUCCCAGCGGGGAUGUAUCUUUUUGCGUGGAGCUCUCGGGUCGAUACCCAUUGGACCGUGCCUACUGUUGGGUUCAUGCUUAUUAUGAUGGGCGUUAUUACGAUCCUACAGUGUAUGUUUGGUUACAUGGCCGUUGCAUACCCCAGCCACUCCGCGAGUCUGUUCGCCAUGAAUGACUUUGCGCGGUCCACUUUGGCAUUUGCUGCGAUCUUAUGGUCUGGGCCUUUGUACCGAAAUCUUGGAGUCGCAAAGGGAAGUAGCUUGGUUGGGUCGUUGACGGUGCCCUGUGUUUUUGGAAUUUUCGCUUUGUAUUGGUUUGGGCCGAAAUUGAGAAAGCGAAGUCGAUUUUCAGGGUGA
Messenger RNA from Penicillium manginii, 1629 nucleotides. RefSeq lists its product as uncharacterized. NCBI's taxonomy places the organism in Eukaryota, Fungi, Ascomycota, Eurotiomycetes, Eurotiales, Aspergillaceae. Gene Ontology annotation, molecular function: fluconazole transmembrane transporter activity. The transcript has 2 exons. Bases 1 to 1629 code for a protein of 542 amino acids. The record is from RefSeq and is a predicted model, not a curated record. Gene Ontology annotation, biological process: xenobiotic detoxification by transmembrane export across the plasma membrane.